Messenger RNA from Vigna radiata var. radiata (mung bean), 594 nucleotides. RefSeq lists its product as uncharacterized. The transcript has a single exon. The coding region runs from base 1 to 594 and encodes 197 amino acids. The record is from RefSeq and is a predicted model, not a curated record. Lineage: Eukaryota; Viridiplantae; Streptophyta; Magnoliopsida; Fabales; Fabaceae.
AUGUAUGUUCAGUGUUGUCAACAUAUUGGCAAAGAAGAGAAGUUGAUAGUUUGCUUAUAUGUGGAUGAUCUGUUAAUCAUAGGGAGCAGUAAGGAGAAAAUCCUUGAUUUCAAAAUCCAAAUGUUAAAGGAAUUUGAAAUGAGUGAUUUGGGAAGGUUGAGCUAUUUUCUUGGGAUUGAUUUUACUAAGAUUGAUGAUGGAAUUGUAAUGCAUCAGUCCAGAUAUACAUUGGACAUGUUAAAUAAAUUUGACAUACUUUAUUGCAAUUCUACAAAUACUCCAGUAGAGGUGAGUUUGAAGAUGGAGAAAGAUCCUGAAGAAGAAGGAGUUGACCCUACUGAGUACUGGAAGAUGGUUGGGAUCUUAAGGUAUCUAUGCAAUACUAGGCCUGAUCUCAGCUACAGUGUAUGUGUUAUAAGCAGAUAUGUGCAGAGUCCAAGAAUUUCUCACUUGAAUGCUGCUAAGUGGUUCAUCAAACUUAUAAAGGUACUAGGGGUGUUGGUCAAGCCAAAGCGCAUGACUAACCAUUCAUACAAACCAAACAUGGUCUUGAAAGCGAUUUUCCAUUCAUCUCCUUCUUUGAUUCUAAUUUGA